Messenger RNA from Aspergillus mulundensis, 1713 nucleotides. RefSeq names its product F-box protein. The record is from RefSeq and is a predicted model, not a curated record. Gene Ontology annotation, molecular function: protein binding. The coding region runs from base 1 to 1713 and encodes 570 amino acids. The transcript has a single exon. Lineage: Eukaryota; Fungi; Ascomycota; Eurotiomycetes; Eurotiales; Aspergillaceae.
AUGUCUCUCUCAAUGGCGCCUGCUUCGGUCCCCAACCAGCCCGCAGAGGCGUCGCGCUCCCCAAUCUCCGCCCUUCCACCCGAGUCCAUCUCGCGCAUCGCAGGCUUCUUGGACUUGAAAGACCUCUGCUCCCUCCGCCUCGCGAACAAGAACCUCUGCAAGCUCUUUGAAACCCCCUUUCAAUCGUCCUUCAAUACUCGAAACACGGACCUCUCGCGCCGCUCCCUCGAACGCCUCCACUUCAUUGCCAACUCCCACCUCGCACCCCACGUUAAGACCCUGCGCAUCGCCCCGCGCCCAAACAACCAAAAUGGAAAUAAGAUUGGCGAAGACAUGAACUGGGGCCUCGAAACCUAUGGUGAUCGCUGGGUGGAUGGCCUCACAGCAAGCUCGGUGAAAUAUAUCAUAGAACGCCUCGUCAACUGCGACGGCUUCAUUUUCACCCAAGUCGGCGCGGACCACGGAAGACAUGUCCAGCUGAAAGAUCACAUGUUGAUGGUGCAGGUCCCCACCCAUCAGGUGAGAGUCAGCAGCAUUGUGAUUGCCGACGCCGUGCACCUCUUCCUGACAAUCAUUACCCGGCUUCGGCGACAGAUUGCGUCCUUCACCGUGGAUCUGCGAGCCACGCGGUUGCUGCUUGGCGAGAUGUAUUACGAGACCCAGCCCGGUGGUUUGGCGAACGGGAAUGCGGAGCAGGGGCGCGGAUACACUGGAAGGUUCCUCAUCGGCCAUGGCAUUGGUCUCCGUGGAAUCCAGGAUUGCGAGCGAUUGAUCGAGAGAAUUUCCCAAUCCUAUAUCCAAGAUCUACAACUCAAUCGGCCAGGGUAUCAUCCGUUCUCAACACUGCGCUCGCUCACACUCCGCCUCCCCAUUGACGUGCAACAGCACGCGGAUGCCAUGCGGCAGUUCAUACUCGGGAACCCGGAUUUGGAGUUUCUGGCUCUGUCGGUUGCGCAAGGGUCCCAGGCCAAUGCGGCGGGAUCUGGCGGGAAGUUCCUGCGCGAUAUCAUUGAGUAUUGGAACUGCGGCUAUAAACCGAGGCUGCGGUGGUUGAAUCUGCACGGUGCUGGGAAUAUCCCUAUAAGAACUGAGAAAUUCAUGGCGUUCCUGUGGAGGCACGGAGACACACUGCAGAUGCUUGAUCUAGUCGGUAUUAACCUUAUCAGCAACAUCGAGCGCCAUGAAUGGGAAACCAUUCUCACCUAUCUCCAGCAGCCCGAGUUCAAGCAGCUUAAGGUCUUCCGGCUUUGGCAUCUCGUCGAGACUCGCCAGAUCACGACAGGGGCGGUCGCCAACCGCCGCACUCGAAAUAACACCGUGCACGUGUUUUUCGACCCCAAAGUUGAAAAACAUCCCAUUGGCAUGAUUGGAACCCCUAGGUCAGAUGGCCCUAGAACUUACACAUCGCCUGCAUUUACCUGCGAAACGUGCGAUUACGACUGCUUCCACGUAUCCGGGGAUGGGCUCUUCGGCCGGCAGUCCAGUGGUCCGCGUACCCCCCGCCGUUGCAAAGUCAUCCGUGGGAUCAACUACGAUGACUCGGGCUUAUCCCAGCAUCCCCCAGGUCAAGGUACUACCGUCAGCAAGGCGUUGAAUCAACUCACUCAACACCUGCGAUACGAAUUUGAGAUGAAUACUUCGCCUGCGCUGCAGCAGCGUGGGUCUUCGCAAUUCGAAUCUGUGUCAGGCCACAUUGGAGAUACAGUUCCGUAA